Molecule: messenger RNA, 2200 nt
Organism: Nematostella vectensis (starlet sea anemone)
Lineage: Eukaryota; Metazoa; Cnidaria; Anthozoa; Actiniaria; Edwardsiidae
Product: OTU domain-containing protein 5
Exons: 9
Coding region: 128-1618 (496 amino acids)
Biological process (GO): protein deubiquitination
Molecular function (GO): cysteine-type deubiquitinase activity; K63-linked deubiquitinase activity
Source: RefSeq, a predicted model, not a curated record
AUGCGCAGAGUACAACCAUGACGUCACAGGUCGCAAAACAAAGUCUCGAGCCAUUGAUGUAGUGGUGUGUUGUUGUGGGAAUUAUUCCUUGAGUUUUCUGCCUUUUAGUUUGCCCUUUAACAUAGAUAUGACGAUUUUACCAAAAAAGAAACAUUCCGAAACUAAAAAACCUGAAACAAAUACAAGUAACGAAGCUAGGGGGAGAAUACGUGGAGCUCAAAACUGGUCCUCGCCUCAGGAGAGAAGCUGGACUUCAGAAGAGUAUGGCGGCGAAGAGUCGUAUCGUUCUGGAAACUUUGAGGCUAGAGAGUCGUCAGACGCAUCUAGCGGGUCCAAAAGAAGGCACAGGGCUUCCCCUCACAGACAUAAAUACCACGAAAGACAUUCAGAAGAGACUGGCUAUAAUAGCUCAGACGAACACGACGGGCAAAACCUAGAAGUCGCGACAGAUGAAAUGGAGAGGCAAUUUGAGCAAGCUUUGAAGGAAAAGAAAGGGUUUACAAUUAAGCGAAUGGCUGAGGAUGGCGCUUGCCUCUUUCGAUCUGUCGCUGACCAAGUGUAUGGUGACCAGGAGAUGCAUGGUGUUGUCAGGAAACACUGCAUGGAUUACAUGCUCAAGAAUAUGGAUUAUUUUUCUCAGUAUGUUACUGAAGAUUUCCGUAGCUAUAUUAGACGCAAGAGAGAUAAUCAUUGCCAUGGCAACCAUGUUGAGAUGCAAGCACUCAGUGAGAUGUAUAACAGAACUAUAGAGGUUUACCAAUACAGUAUAGAACCAAUAAAUAUUUUUCAUAGCUCGCACAAAACUGACAAUGAACCAAUCCGGUUGAGCUAUCACAAUAAUAUUCACUACAACUCUGUUAUCAACCCUAACAAGCCUUCUGUUGGCGUUGGACUUGGCAUUUCCGGCUACAAGCCAUGGAAUGUACUUGUAAAUGAUGCUUUCAAGCAGUCUGAAGAAUGGCAUAUUGAGCAGCAAAUGCUUGAAGACAAGCUGCGAGCGACAGACUGGGAAGCCACAGAUGAGGCUAUGGAGGAGGCAGUAGCCCGGGAGUCUUAUCUAGACUGGCUCCAAGACUCUGAGAAACGUGCCCGGGGUGCUAGAGCAGCCACUUGGCCAGGGGCUACAGCAUCCAGCAGUAGUACAUCAACCUCUACAGAAUCCAAGCGCCCAACAUCACCCCAUCACAGAGAACGUGAUCGGGACCCAGAGAAUGCUCCACCCAGCAAAUCACCACGACACUCACCAGCAUCAACACCAACUUCGUCCUGGCAUGAUUUACCAGGUCCAAGCCUUCCAGACAAUUCCCCAUCUGUGGCAAGUACUUCCACAAGUGGUGCUUCGUCAGUGGUGGGAAGUAACAUGGGAAUCAUAGAGCCUAGGCCUGGCUGCUCUACACACAUUUCUAAUCCCCCGUCCCCUCAGGGUGCUGAGGGCGGGGCUACACCUGUCAUGCCCAACUACUUGGACUUUAUACCUAAAUCUGGCUAUGGUCUAAGUGAGUGGGAAGAUGAGAGAAUUCUUGCUGUUGUGCUAGCGGAAUCCCAAAAAGAUUACCUAGCCUCACUCAAGAAGUCCAAGAAAGAGAAAUCCCCUGAACCAGGGACACACAGUUCGUAACAGCGACUAGAAUAAGUGUAGACCAGCCAAAUUAUUAGAUGUACAGCACUAGAAGAACCAUGGCGAUGGUGUUCAGGGUGUGAUUUCCAAGUUUGCAUCAAAUGAUCGCUCUGACCAGACAGAGACACUCCCUGUUCAUUCACAACCACACUGCCGCCCCUUUACGGGAUGGAACAUUUCAUGAGGGGAAACCUUUCUCGGGAAACCACGGCUUUUUUGAUAAACCAUAUAAUUAGAUAGUACUUAUUUUCAUUAUAAUGAUAAAAGGGCAACUUUAUUUAAAAUUGAAACGAUUCUUAGACCUCUAAAAAAAAUCAGAAACUUUUUAUCGAUGAUUAUAAUGGAUAAUGGGAAAGAGGACGGUUUGUUACCAUGCGCAGGUUUCGGGCCGCAUGCUGCAGAAGUUGGCUUCUCCAGACCCUGCGGCCGUAUAACCGUACUUCAAAAGACUACAAGGAGCAAUAAUCGUGUUGGUUUUAAAAUGAGAGCUAUUUACGAAUGCAAUUCACUAUAGGAUGUUAAUAAUAAAGUGUAAAUAAUAGGCAAUUUACCGUUACAAUAAAAAAAGGUUUGUUAUAUUGA